AUGAAAUCGUUUAAAGUUUCGAGUGGCAUAAUGGAUAUCAUUAAAAAUUAAUCGAAGGAUGUGAAAUCCUCCUAAAUGAUAGUGGACAAAGUGAAUGAGAUUCAUAGUGGAAUUGAUGAAAAUAAUCUGAAAUUAGUAAAUCAACAUCUCAUAAACCAUUUUCAAUUGAAGCCAAUAGUCAGUGCAAUAGAAUAGCCAAAUAAUCCUUUGCAAAAAAUACGGAAUCGUUCCAAACCCAAAUUUUAAUCAUUGUUGCAUUCUUAAAUUAGUUAAGAGGUUGAGUCAGUCCAAAAUUCAUACUAAUAUACAGAACUACUUAGUGAGAAGGACAAAGAGAUAAAUUAUUACAAGAAUCAUAUCUAACAACUGACAGAAGAAUUGUAAAAAUUAACUGAAUUGUUUGAAACAGUUAGAAAUGAAAAUUAAUCUCUUAAAAAUUAAGUUGAUCAAACUCAAAAUUAUCAACUGAUCAUAUCUAAUCAACAGAAACAGAUUUUGAAAUUGCAACAAGACAAUGUAGAAUUAGAAAUGAUUUUGAAGAACACUCUUUUGCAACAGGAGAGACAGAAAUUUUAAUCGUAAUCUUCAAAACAAUCAAUAAUCAUUAAGAAAAACUCAUUAAAUGGACAGAAAUUAAAGUUGUCUAAUAACCUGAGUUUAAGUGAACAAAUGAACAAUUCAAACAUGAGUACAAGUUUCAUCUCCUGUCCAGACAAUUACAAUCAAAAAUAAAAAAGUCACAGAGCCAACGAAAGAGUGAAAACUAAUUAAACGGUUCCGACUCUUCCGGAUUCUAAAAUCUAUUCGAAUGAUCAAUAUUAUGUGUAGAGAUAAGGCAAGGAAAAUAUCAAGAUGAGAUAUUGA
Paramecium tetraurelia is the source of this 864-nucleotide messenger RNA. RefSeq lists its product as uncharacterized. The transcript is spliced from 2 exons. NCBI's taxonomy places the organism in Eukaryota, Ciliophora, Oligohymenophorea, Peniculida, Parameciidae. The record is from RefSeq and is a predicted model, not a curated record.